AGACACCCUCGCCAUCUCGCAUCAUGGCCCAAGCUACUGAUUCCCUUGUCGUCCCGCAAACGCAUUCAGACCCAUCGACCCUUUGCUCGAUGAAUGUGUUCGAGUCCUUAGAGGAGCUAGAGGAGGAGUGGUCUAGACUAGACCCGCUAGCUUCUUGGACGGCACUAGCUAAAGCCCCGAAGGGUGAGAUUUUCGUCAGCGAGGUAGUCGUAGGCGGCCGCAAGGCCGGGGCCUAUUAUGACACUUGCUCGACACGAAACUUUAUUAGUCGCGCGUGCGUUGAGAGGCUGCGUUUACAGGGGCAAGUGCAGCGCCUGAGUCGACCUGUGGAGUCGACAUGUGCCAAUAAACAGCGCAUGGUAGUCAAUGACUACCUUCAGGAUGUAGAAUGCCUGUUCCCGUUCGUGGGAGGGGAGUUGAGGCAUCGUGUCUCAUUCAUAGUGAGCGACGAUCUCCCUAUGGAUAUCUUGUUAGGUAUGUACUACCUCUCUGUGGCACAACCUCAGUUUGACUGGGACCGAAAAGUGGUCAAGCACACUUUGCCAAGUGGAGGGACCGCCAGAUUACACAAGUUCAAAGCUAGUAGUCUGAUCGAUUCCCAUGGAUGCAUGUGUGCGGCCGCGUUCUAUAACUACUAUAAGCAACAUCAGGAGGAGGAUAUGUACUUAGUUUAUGUCUCCGCUGCAGGCGAGCCGGUGAAAAUGUCGUCGGAGAUGGAGGAAGUAGUUGCCAAGUACCCUGAUCUAUUUGAAGCGCCAACAGGGGUUGUUGAUAGGGAGGUCGUCCACACGAUAGAGAUUAUCCCUGGGUCUAGUAUUCCGAAGGGUAGGAUCUAUCGGAUGUCUCCAGGCGAGCUUGAUGAGCUUCGCCGCCAACUCAAGGAACUCAUAGAGAAGGGUUGGAUCCGGUCGAGUGUCUCUCCUUACGGAUCUCCAGUACUAUUCGUACCUAAGAAGAAGGAGGGCACUCUCAGGAUGUGCAUUGACUAUAGGGGCCUCAAUGCCAUCACUGUGAAGAACAGAGAGCCCCUACCGCGCAUCAACGAUCUGUUAGAUAGAGUGCAAGGGUGUAGGCCGGGUGAAAGCUUGUCCAUGGACUUCAUGGAUACCCUGGUCACCAGCAAGAGUGGGAUGAGGCGGAUCUUCGUCAUUGUGGAUAGGUUUAGUAAGUAUGCUAGGUUAAUAGCCAUGUCGGAAACAGCGAAGACCGAGUAUGUAAUCAGGCUGUUCAAAGAGAACUGGGUGAGGGAUUUUGGAUUGCCUAAGUCUAUUGUAAGUGACAGGGACCUCAGAUUUACAAGUGAGUUAUGGAAGGCCGCUGCAGCUGAACAGGGAACUCAACUGCAAAUGACUUCUGAAAACCAUCCAGAAGCAAACGGCCAGGCUGAACAAAUGAACCGCGCUGUUCAACACCUGUUGAGGCAUUACAUUAAGCCCAAUCAGGUGGACUGGGACGAGAAGCUUGCUCUUGUCGCCAGUCUGUACAAUAACGCUGUACACAGCGCUACCGGGGAAGCAGUAGCUGAACGCUUACAAAGGGCUAGCGAAGCGGUAGUAGCAGUCGAGCAAACGCUUGCAGCGACAACAACCACUGUAGCAGCUAUGGCUACUUCAACUGCUACUUCAGCUGCUACAUCUGGUCGGAUGAGCGUAGGCAUGCCGCACACUUUGCAGGCCACAUCCAGCACAGUGGCGUCAAGCAGUUCUUCCAGUCAGAUGGCGGGCUCGCAAUACAACUCACCACCUCCACGCACUAGGGAAGUCAUGGAACUCCAGCAAGUGGAGUUGAUCCGCUUACGGUUAGAGAAGGAACUUAGAGAAGCUACAAAAAGAGAGAACGAGAUUAGAACUAGAAAAGCUAGACUAGAGAAUAGGGAAACAGUCAAAGCUGCAGUAGAAGGGUUAGAUGAGGAUGUCAUUGAUGACAACACGCGGAUCCUCAAGGCAAGUCUCCUGUCCAUGCAUGCAUACAUGGACAACAAACUGGAUGCUAUCCAGGACACCUUUGACCAGAUACUGAGCACCAUGCAGGGAAUGGGAAGAGCUUUCCCUUCUCCAAUAGCGGUGGGAGCUACACAACCGCCGGUCCCACCACAGGGACAACAACAGCCUUGGUACCCCAAGACUCCACUGAAGUCACCCUCAACCUUCUCAGGUGAUAAGAAUGAUGAGGCUCUCGACACUUGGUUGAGAACGGUGCCAGUGUGGGUGAGGGCGAAGAUGACCCUUGUAGAGGAAGAGGUGAUCACUGUCGCAUCCUAUCUGGAAGGUUCGGCACUGCGGUGGUUAGAUGGAUUAGUGGCUUCAAAGGGAUUCGGCAGAAACAUGAGCAAUUGGGCGAAGACCCAUACUUUAGAGAGUUUUAUGGAAUUUUUAGAAGCGCGAUGGCACAGCCCGCAGCAGGCCCUACAGACCACUGACGCGUUGGCCCAAGUUUAUACUACGAGGUACAAGACCGUGUGCGAACUUACCUUUGUCGUAGAGCGUCUCAUUGUGGUCCCUGGAGUACACUAUGAUCCACAGGUCCUAUUGACCAUGUAUUUGAGACGUCCUCCCACAUACAUCAAGAACGUGUUGGUUAGUGAGGCCAACAUCGAGUAUCACACAUUGGAUUCCUUUAGCAAGAGAUCCCUAGACUUAGAGGCUACGCUAGGAGGACCUCAACAACCCCCUACGGACGAAAGAAAGAAGAAGAGUCCACAAGAGUGGAAGAAAAAGGGUAGUCGGUUGAUGAUGGUUGAUUCCGAUGGGAAUCAAACUGAGAUCGAUGAUGUAUCCGACCUUGUGGAUGGUUCAGAGUUGGAUGGCGACGAGAGUGUUGAGGGUAGCAACCUUGCCUCACUGGUAAAGGUUAAGGCAGGCGGCCGUGGCAAGGGCGGCCAACCAAAGAGUCAGGGCCAGACCCAUAACUCUCAACCAAGAUACCAGUUUCGGUGAGGGGGCCAUGCUAAUCUUGCCCUUGGGAAGUUGGGACAUUCAAUAAAAUUGGAAGGAAAAG
Chara braunii is the source of this 2997-nucleotide messenger RNA. NCBI's taxonomy places the organism in Eukaryota, Viridiplantae, Streptophyta, Charophyceae, Charales, Characeae. The record is from the annotation of a GenBank genome assembly.